This is a messenger RNA of Pomacea canaliculata, 2330 nucleotides long. Its product is annotated as phosphoethanolamine N-methyltransferase-like. Lineage: Eukaryota; Metazoa; Mollusca; Gastropoda; Architaenioglossa; Ampullariidae. The record is from RefSeq and is a predicted model, not a curated record.
AGUUAAUGCGAGAGUUACAUUGAGUGUAUCUUUCAUUGCUUUCUUCGGGUUCCCAAGCACAAUUUUACUAUGAAAUAAAGCAAGAAUAUGAUGUUUGAGGUGCGGAGGGCUGGAAGAAGAGGAUGAACUGCCGAAGUACCAUGGCAGAAUUCUGGAAGGAACACUAUUCAAGCAUCUUACAAGAAAUGAUGCUGGAUUCGAAUGCCGAAGAGCUUAACAAAGAGGAACUGCCAGAAAUAUUGUCAUUGUUACCUGACUUUUCUGGCAAACGGGUGAUUGAACUUGGAGCUGGAAUAGGGAGAUUCACAAGUGAAUUUGCAGCAAAGGCAGAAAGGGUUGUUGCAGUAGAUUUCAUGCAAGACUUCAUGGACAAAAAUGAGAAAACAAACAAGGACUUUGGCAAUAUUGACUUUAUCUGUAAUGAUGUAACACAGCUGACUCAGGAAGUAGAAAGUGCAGACCUGAUUUUCUCCAACUGGCUCUUGAUGUAUCUGGAAGACCAGGAGAUUCAAAAACUGUUAGUCAAACUCUUGUCCUGGCUAAAGCCAGGUGGACACUUUUUUCUUCGAGAGUCAUGCCGAGACCCAUCAGGUGAUAAACAGCGUUCUCAGAAUCCAACACAGUAUCGUGAUCAUACCAUUUAUGAAGCUUUUAUGGCAUCUACCAUUCAACAUGAAGGAGACACAGUCUAUGGAUUUGAUCUCGUUCUCUCCAAAUCUAUUGACACAUACAUUAAGAGGAAAAACAACCUCAAUCAAAGAAUGUGGCUGGUACAGAAAGUAAAGAGAGACAUCUCCAAAACACAUGGUUUCAAAACUUUAGAUUUUCUUGACAACCAGCAGUACACUGAAAAAGGAAUCCUAAGAUAUGAAAAAAUUUAUGGGAGAGCAUUUGUCAGCACUGGAGGUCUUGAAACAACAAAGGAAUUUGUCAGCAUGCUUAAACUUCAACCUGGACAGAAGAUACUUGAUGUUGGGGGCGGCAUUGGUGGUGGUGCUUUCUACAUGGCCAAGGAGUUUGGGGUGAAGGCAACCAUUCUUGAUUUGUCAUCAAACAUGACACAGAUUGGCCUUGAGAGAGCACAGGAGCUUGGCAUUGGUCCAGAUGAAGUGUGCUUCGAAAUAGCUGAUGCCACAAAGCGGGAGUAUCCCCGAGAAUUAUUUGAUGUGGUUUACAGUCGUGAUACCAUUCUCCACAUUGAAGACAAACUCUCUCUUUUCAAAAAAUUCUUUAAAUGGAUAAAGCCAGGAGGCAAGGUGCUUAUUUCUGACUAUUGCUGCAGUGAUGGCCCUCAUUCUAAAGAAUUCAAAGCUUAUGUUGAACAGAGAGGUUAUAAUCUCCUUUCUCCAGUACAGUAUGGCAAGCUUCUGGAAGAAGCUGGGUUUAUCCAUGUUCUUGCUGAAGACAGGUCUGAACAGUUCACUCAGAUUCUACACAAGGAACUUGAAAAAACUGAAUCCAUUAGAGAAGAGUUUAUUAAGGAAUUUAGUGAAGAGGACUACAACUAUAUUAUAAAUGGCUGGAAAGAUAAAGUACAGAGAGCGGGUCAAGGUGACCAAAGAUGGGGACUCUUCAUGGCAGAAAAACCAGAAGCUGUUUGAUAAUAAAUUUAUUAGAGCAGUUGAAUCAUGAUUGAAUGCUGUCAGUUUAAUGUGUUUUGUUUCAUGUCUAACUUUUGGCCAGUAAAAAAGUAUAUUUUUUGGUGCAAAAAUACCAUUUAGCAAUCACAUAUGAUGGAUCUCAGUGGAAGAAUGGAGAGUGGGAAAUGAUAAAAAUAUCUCAAGUUACUGGUCCUAAAUAACUUAUCCAGCAGGUUUUGAUAUACAGCUUGGCUUCUCGGUGGUUUGUUGUCUAUGACUCCUGCUGAUCAUUGACUAAACUGAUGCUUUGCACUGGCAAAGACCAUUCAAAGUAAAGGUUGGGAGCUGAAAUGAUCACACUUCUGAGUGCCAGGAGGAUUGUAUGAACAGAAUGCCCCCAUAGAUGUCUCCAACACUUUACUUGAACUUGUGAGGCAUGCAUAUUUUACAUGCGUAGGUUUUGCUUCUUACAAUUAUUGUGUUGGACCUAAUAUGACAUUAAACCUAACAUUCCUAUAUUCAAAGAUGAAACAUAAUUCCCUAUAUAGUUUAUCCUUUGUUUACUACUUUGCUGUGCUUUAGGGCAAGCAGCUAGCUAACAAAGAUUGACUGCCUUCUUUACACUGAAAAGUAUUGAUUUUUGUUUUGUUUUGGUGUCCGAUAUUUGUGGUAAGAACCAAUCAAGAAAGAGCAUGUAAAAGGUGUUAAAAAUGCUUUACAUGAGAAAUAUAAUAAAAGUGAUACAAAUGA